This is a messenger RNA of Symbiodinium necroappetens, 1695 nucleotides long. NCBI's taxonomy places the organism in Eukaryota, Dinophyceae, Suessiales, Symbiodiniaceae. The record is from the annotation of a GenBank genome assembly.
AUGGAAGCUCGACGGGACGCUCCGAAUCCGGACGCAGAACGGCGCCGACGUCCCAAAGUGAGCGCGGCGGGUCGCCUCCGAGCGUUCGCGAACGGCUCCCCGGUGCGCAUCCUCGCGGAUGAUCGCGACGGGAUCACCGUUCGGAUUCGCCCGUCGUUGCGGGCGAUCCGCGAUCCGGGUGUGGUCGACAACGAUCUAACGUUCACACACCGAACCUCCGCCGGCGGCGAGCGCUUGCGCGUCUUCCUGACGGGCGCGACGGGGUACAUCGGCGGGCGCCUGGGCCCGGAGCUCCUCGAGAAGGGCCACGAAAUCGUGUGCGCCGUCCGCGAGCCCCGGAAGCUCGACACGCGUCCCUGGUCGACGCACCCGCGCGUCAAAGUCGUGCGCGCGGACAUCGCCGACACGGAAGCGCUCGCAGACGCGAUGAAGGGCUGCGACGCGGCGUAUUACCUCGUGCACUCGAUGGAGUCGGGCACCGACGACUUCGCCGAGCGAGACCGUGAGCUGGCGGAAUCUUUUACGCGUGCCGCGAAGGCCGCGAGCGUCGGCCGCAUCAUCUACCUCGGCGGGCUCGGCGAGCUGGGCUCGGACCUGAGCGAGCACCUGCGCUCGCGUCGGGAGGUCGAGGAGAUCCUCGAGGGAUCCGGCAUCCCCGUCACAUCGUUCCGCGCCGCGAUCAUCAUCGGAUCGGGGUCGGCGUCGUUCGAGAUCCUUCGGUACCUCGUCGAGCGGCUCCCGAUCAUGACCACGCCGCGAUGGGUGAGCACGGAGUGCCAGCCGAUCAGCGUGGUUGAUGUGCUGCACUGGCUGGUCGAGUGCCUGGACACGCCUGAGAGCCUGGGGCAGCGGUACGACAUCGGCGGGCCGGAGGUGCUCUCGUACCGGAAGCUGAUGCAGGUGAUGGCGGAAGAACUCGGGCUGGCGAAGCGGAUCAUCAUCCCGCUGCCGGUGCUGACGCCGAAGCUGAGCUCGCUGUGGAUCGGGCUGGUGACGCCGGUGAGCCCGGCGAUCGCGCGUCCGCUCGCGGAGGGGCUCCGGAAUCGGGUCGUGGUGCGCGACGACGCCGUGCAAAGAGACAUGCCGCGGGAGACGAGCACGCCGUCGGAAGCGAUCGGGCGGGCGCUCGUGAAAAUCCGGACAAACUCCGUUCUGACGCGAUGGUCGGCCGCGGGGCGGUUGCCGGGCGACCCGGACUGGGCGGGCGGGACGCUGUUCGUUGAUCGGCGCGACAUCGAGAUCGACGCGGACGCGGAGGACGUGUACGCCGCGGUGUGCCGGGUUGGGGGCGGGAACGGCUGGUACGCGGCGGACAUCCUCUGGAAGAUCCGCGGGCUUCUGGACCAGGCGGUGGGCGGACCGGGUGUGCGCCGGGGCCGGCGCCACCCGGACGAUGUUGAGUACGGCGAGGCGUUGGAUUUCUGGCGCGUGACGGGUGUGGAGCCGGGGCGUUCGCUCGACCUGCGCGCCGAGAUGAAGCUCCCGGGGGUCGCGGGGUUGCAGUUCGAGAUCGAGCCGAUCGGCGAGGCGCGCUCGAAGCUGACGAUGACGGCGCGUUUCCGCCCGAAGGGUCUGUUCGGCUUGAUGUACUGGUACGCCGUGCUCCCGUUCCACAACAUCGUGUUCCGCGGGAUGCUGCGUGGGAUGAAGCGGAGCGCCGAACAUCUGCGGGGCGAGCGCCUGGCCGGGACAUGA